UCUCAGGCGACGGGAUGGGACCAGCUGAUAUUUGGUGGGCGGGGAUUGGUGGGUGGAGUUUGGUCUGGUCCCGCCCUUAAGGAGUUGCCCAGCCGCGUUCAGAUAAUUUGGGACCGGAAGUACCUGGAAGUUGUUUUUCUCUUGAAGCCUUAACACCCCUUCCUAUCCCUGCCCUGAGUGUGAGCACGUUAAUAAUCACUUCCCCAAACACUACAGAAUAAAACCUCCAAGUGCAGAAAAGGAAACUAUGGCUUGGAGAUAGCAGGGGGCUAUUCCAAGACCUAGGCCUCAUCAUAUUCUCCUGGGUGUCUGUGGCCCCCAGGCAGCUGAGCAGAUCCAAGGACACCUGCCACUGAACUCCAAGCGUAUUGUCAUGCACAUUGCCUGGGAGCUCGCUAAAUUAAUAUUUUUUAUGAGUCUCAUAGUUACUUUUUGAGUAGCAUAGUAAUAUUGCAUUGUGUGCAUAUUAAAAGGGUUACCUUAUAGAGAGCAAACAUAAAGUAAACUAUAAAUCUUAUUGGAACCCUGAGUUGGGUGUUUUACAUACCAGUAACCUCAAAACUGGAAAUGACCUGGCUUUUCACCUCUGGCAGGCUCCAGGCCCCAACGCACAGGCAUAGGGGGAGGUGGGAGGAGCCGAGGUUCAGGGGCACAGGGGCAGGCAGGAAGAGCCUCAGAGAGGAAGGGGUGACCCCCCCAUACACACUUGGGAGGGGCCCCCAACCGCUCACUGAAGCUGAGUCUGAGGAGGAAGUGAGAGGAGGAGGUGAGGUAGAGCAGGGAGGUGAGCUGAACUGGUGGGGACAGGCUGGGCCCGGGGCCUGGUCUCUAUGGAAGCCUGGCCUUUAUGUCACCUCGGGGACUAGCCCACUCCCCAGUGAAAGAGGGCACAUAGGGGGCUUGUUCAAAUAUCCUGAAAUCUCCCUCUGAGGCCAGGCAGUGGUUGACUGGAACCCAGGCCCCAGGCUGGCCAGGAGCAGCCCCUCACAUUGAUUCUCCCCAGGUCUUUCAGCCAGUGGCAUUUUGGGGUCUUAGGCGCUAUGGCCCAGGCCCUGGGGGAGGACCUAGUGCAGUCUUCUGAGCUGCAGGAUGAUUCCAGCUCUUUGGGGUCUGACUCAGAACUGAGUGGGCCUGGCCCCUAUCGUCAGGCUGACCGCUAUGGCUUCAUUGGGGGAAGCUCAGCAGAGCCAGGGCCAGGUCACCCCCCUGCAGACCUUAUCCGCCAAAGAGAGAUGAAAUGGGUAGAGAUGACCUCACACUGGGAGAAGACCAUGUCCCGACGGUACAAGAAGGUAAAGAUGCAGUGCCGGAAGGGCAUCCCUUCAGCUCUGCGGGCCCGGUGCUGGCCUCUGCUGUGUGGGGCUCAGGUGUGUCAGAAGAACAGCCCUGGCACCUAUCAGGAGCUGGCAGAAGCCCCUGGAGACCCACAGUGGAUGGAGACCAUUGGCAGAGACCUACACCGUCAGUUCCCUCUACAUGAGAUGUUUGUGUCACCCCAGGGUCAUGGGCAGCAGGGGCUCCUGCAGGUUCUCAAGGCCUACACCCUGUAUAGACCGGAGCAGGGCUAUUGCCAGGCCCAGGGCCCUGUGGCGGCUGUGCUGCUCAUGUACCUGCCUCCGGAGGAGGCCUUCUGGUGCUUGGUGCAGAUCUGCGAGGUCUACCUUCCUGGCUACUAUGGGCCCCACAUGGAGGCUGUGCGUCUGGACGCGGAGGUCUUCAUGGCCCUGCUACGGCGGCUGCUCCCACGUGUGCACAAGCACCUGCAGCAGGUGGGCGUCGGGCCCCUGCUCUACCUGCCUGAGUGGUUCCUGUGCCUCUUCGCCCGCUCCCUGCCAUUCCCCACGGUGCUGCGCAUCUGGGAUGCUUUCCUCAGCGAGGGUGCCAAGGUGCUGUUCCGAGUGGGGCUGACACUGGUGCGCCUGGCACUGGGCACUGCAGAACAGCGCAUGGCCUGCCCAGGACUCCUGGAGACGCUUGGUGCCCUUCGAGCUAUCCCUCCCGCUCAGCUGCAGGAAGAGGUCUUCAUGUCCCAGGUACACAGCGUGGCCCUGUCAGAGCGGGACCUGCAGCGGGAGACCAGGGUCCAGCUGGCCCAGCUGUCCAAGUCAGCACCUGAGCCACUACCUCGGCCACAGGCCCGCCUUCCUGGGGCCCAGGCCAUCUUCGAGGCCCAGCAGUUGGCAGGGGCACGAGGGAGUGCCAGGCCUGAGGUACCUCGAAUCGUGGUGCAACCCCCAGAGGAGACCACGCCACCACGGCGCAAACCCCAGACUCGUGGCAAGACUUUCCACGGGCUCCUGACUCGGUCCAGGGGACCCCCCAUGGAGGGUGCCCCCAGGCCCCACCGAGGCUCUGCCUCCUUCCUGGACACCCGCUUCUGAAGGUGCCAUGGACUCAGUCCCCAGUCCCAGUCACCUGAGUGGCUGAUGCCAGCCCUGAAUGUGGGCACUGUACUUUACUGCUGGGAUUUGGUGACUCAUCUUUGUGCCCAGUGAGGACCGUGCCGAGUGGGACUUUAUGGACUGUGUCAGGCAUGAGAUCAGAGGUCACAGAAGGGGGCAUGUGGGGCAGGCUGGCCACCACCUGUGAACCUGUCUUGGUGCCUGUAUCAAAGAGCUGGAAGACGGUGGGGUGAGGCUGCUGGCUGACUAAGGGACCCUGGAGGGCUCCUGGAGGACCUGGAAUAAAGUCUGACUGAGCAGAUGCCUGGAUGGAUCGGCAGAAGCCCUGGCCCUGGACCUGCCACCCCGUCCCUCCUGCCCUCACCCACCCUCCACACCUGCCCUCUCCUUUCUGACUGGGGACUCCCGGAGGCUGCCCAUUGGCUUCUGGGGAAGCUGUUUACCAGCAAGAGAGCUGUGCUGGUAAGCCACCCUGCUCGGCCUCUUGGGGGCAGGUAAGGCUCCUGCACCUUGGGAGGAGGGCUCCCCAGUGGCAGCUGGGCCCAGGAGUGGGGGGCUAGUCUCUAUUCCACCCCUCAUUCCCCUCCCCCUAGGCUAGUUCAGGACUCCCUGGGGUGGAGGGACUCCCACCCACUUCCGUGCCCCCUCACCCAUGCUCCUGGUCCUGUCAGUCAGAGGGAGCCAGAAAGAACAAAGGCCUAGUGUGCCCAGGACAAAGGAGAAAGGUCCCGCCAGCUCUUGUCUCUCCCUAAGCCCCAGUGCUCCCCCUCGAGACCGCCACCAUGGAAACCCCCUCCCACACUCACUAAUUGCCCCCGUGGGUGCCUGGGGUGCUUGGGACAUGAGCCAUUGUCAAGACAACAGGACUGGUGCCCGUGUAGGCUUGUGUCCCCACAGUGCCCAUCCCCAUCUCCCUGUGGCCUGCCCCGGCAUUUCCUCAACAGGCCACGGGUAAAGAACAGAGCAGGGGCACGGGAGGAAGUAUCUGGAGGCCCAGGCUUCCAUGGGGUCAGCCCGUCACCGUGACUGUGCUGGGCAUUGGCAUGGCCCCUGUCAGAGUCCGAAACUGGAGCGUUCUGUCUAUCCACAGGCUGCAGAAAUGCACUCAACCUGUAUGUGCUGUGGCACCCACUAGGGGCCUGGCCAGGCCUGGGUGCAGCAGACCUGUCCCACUCCCACAGAGCCUGCUGCUGGAGGAGGGACUCCUGGAGGGCCAGACCCAUAUCUGUAGUUUCUCUGGGGAAACUGAGGCUCAGGAGUGGAGGAACUUGACCCAAGGCCUACGAUGACCCAAGAUUUACUCCAGGCCCUGCCCUUGGCAGCCCACGAACCUGCCCCCCUGGAUCCCCACCUUGGCCUGCCCUCCGGGACGUCCUCUGGGCCUCCUCACUCCCUUCCUGAGCCAGGCCAGGCUCCAGCUCUCCUGCUUGUGGGGCGGCAGUGGGGACCAGGGUCCUCCUGCUUUCCUCUUCCCCGCUCACUGGCUACCUGGGCCUUAAUAACAGUCUUACCUGAAGUUCUGUUCUCUUCUGUCCUUUUUUUUGGCAACCAGGAGCCCUUAACCACCGAGCCACAUCCGCAGCCCUUUUUUGAAUUCUGUUAAGAGACUGGGUCUCACUGAGUUGCUUAGGGCCUAAUUUGCUUGAGGCUGGCUUUGAACUUGAGAUCCUCCUGCCUCAGCCUCCCAAGCCACUGGGAUUGCAGGUGCAUGCCACCUCACCCAGCCUAGAGUUCUUAAAGCCCUUUCUCAGAUCUGCACCCACCCUGCAUUUUUCUACAGGUGGCCCCAACACAGACGGCCCCCAACACAGACGGCCUUACUAGAGAGAGGAGGCUCUGAGAUGCUGAGAGCUCAGCCCAAGGCCACAGCCAGAGGCAGAGGAGCUGAGUACAGAGCCUGAGACCCUAGAGGGGUCUAUAGGUGGCCCCUCCGGCUCUGUACAGAGGGGGGAGUCCACCCAUGAGCCACUGUCCUGCAGUUCUGCUGGGAGACCAGGGGAGGCAGAAGGCCAUGAGCUGGGGUGGUGAAGGCGUUCCUACACCCGCUGUCAGACAGGGUCACAGCGUGGGGGACGCUGCGCCAGGGCCGCACCAUCUGGAAACCAGAACCAUUAAGAAUGUUAAGUGUUUUGUUUACGAUCCUCAUGAUACGGAUAACAGGGCAUACGCCACUCAAUAAUAAAAGUACGCACUGCCUGAGAUCGCAGGAAAAUUCCCGGAAUGAGACCAAGGAUACAAGGGAGGGCUGGG
Ictidomys tridecemlineatus (thirteen-lined ground squirrel) is the source of this 4652-nucleotide messenger RNA. It is a transcript of the gene Tbc1d10c, whose product is annotated as TBC1 domain family member 10C. The record is from RefSeq and is a predicted model, not a curated record. Gene Ontology annotation, molecular function: small GTPase binding; GTPase activator activity. NCBI's taxonomy places the organism in Eukaryota, Metazoa, Chordata, Mammalia, Rodentia, Sciuridae. Gene Ontology annotation, biological process: regulation of GTPase activity.